Molecule: messenger RNA, 9312 nt
Organism: Suillus fuscotomentosus
Lineage: Eukaryota; Fungi; Basidiomycota; Agaricomycetes; Boletales; Suillaceae
Exons: 6
Source: RefSeq, a predicted model, not a curated record
UGCUCCUUAUAACCUCCUGCUCUCAAUCCCCACCCACAGACCGUCCAACUUCAGAGUUCUUACCAAACUUGCACCAUAUAUCGUGAAUCAACGUCAAGGCUACUUCACAUGUCUGUCGCCUCAGAAUCCUCCCAGACUGAUGUCUUGGAAUAUAUUAUCACCCACAUAUGUUGUCCCAUCAAAUUACCGCAGCACAGCGAUUAUACUCUCGACAAUGAUAGCGCCCUCCUUGAUGUCGUGCUAGGGUCGGCUCGCAAAUUUGUAAGUUCGUUGCCCGACCAUGAUCAGGAGCAGUGGGCUCCUUUAUUGAAGAUGCUGGAGAGUCUUACUGCCACGAUGAGAUCUUCUUCCCUGAUUGGGGAAGUUGUUGAGUCGCAAAUAAAAUCUAUGGGAGCAGGAGAUGUUCUCGCAUAUCUGAUUCGGGAACAAAAUGCUGCUGUAGUGCUUCGCAGGCUCGACACGAAAACCAUCUUUGAAUCCUUCGAAGUUUCACCACCGGCAUUUGCUGUCAUGGAGGCAAAGGGGAAGCUAUUGUGUUCGUAUCCGGGACCUGCGAUCGCCAUAUCAAACUUAGUGGUGGAUAAGCCUACAUUUUCCCCCGAGCUGGUGAACUUUCUUUCGCACAUGAGCUCUGAUGGAUUAGAUCCCGCAGUCCUCCAAGGAGAGACUGCAAAUCCUCACUAUAUCACCCGACUUCUUACUGAUAUCCUCUGCGCAUUUGGCGAGCCGGCUAACAUCCCUCGUAUUCGAAAACGUAUAGGCGAUGAUGUGUUACAGUCUCACGCCAAGCUCCCUUGGCGAAGGUCAUCCCUCUGGCUUGUCAUCAGGGUUGUAUUGCAGACAUCUCUCGAGCGCACAAGCCUUGGACGAAACAGUUACAAGGCUUUCAUCGCUUCUCUCAUGACCGACCUUGUGUCCAAAGCGCUUGAGGGGGAUAUCUCGAGUGAUCUACUUUACUCCAUGUCCAUUAAAGUCAGUCGUCGCUUGGUCAAGCUCCAGGCCGAAGACGAAUUCUUAGCAAUCGCGAUGCACAAAGCUACAGAAGAUAUCAAAGACCGACUGGAGCUGCGCUGGAAGAAUGUUCAGGAGGUUCAGACAGCUUCUCCUCAUUGGGAUGCCUCGGAGAUACAUAAAAUCAGGGACACCAGACUCUCUUUGACCGAAAGCAAGGAGUACAUCAUCUCUAUCCUCCAUCCUACCCAUGUCCAACCUCCUGUGCCAGAAUUUCAGCCUCAUCAUCGCCCACGAGGCACUAUUAAGGACUUCCUUGGUCCUGACGCCAAUUUCUUCGAGAGCGCUUAUGCCGACGACCCCUUUGUAGCACUUUCGGAUUUCGAACAUGUCAUUGAGCAGGACAUUGAUGGCUGGGUGAAUCAUGUCAUGAGCCUGGAUGCUGCUGACAUCGACGCCGCUUGCAUGGCCAUUCAAGCGCGCGCUAAAGGUUAUUCCACCAGAGCGCAACCGUCCUAUUCCGGAAAUCCUGAAAAUAUAUCCACCAUGCUGCUCACACUGUUCGAACUCUGGGUCGCACUUGAUAAACUGGUUGUCAAGUCAAUCCCUCUUCUCCUGGAGUACUCUCCGGAGGUCCCAGUUGCCACAUUCAAUCGCCUUCUCCUUCAAAAAGCUGCCGCCAUAGAGCGACUCAGAGUUCUUCAAUGCUAUGUUGUCAGGCGUCGCACCCCCAAUGCGCUCUCGGUCUUCUCGGAUGGGGCAGAAAUGCACACGUUCGCAGUUCGUUACUAUCAGCAAUCCAAGGAGCUGCAGUCAUACAAGCAGCGCAUUACAGAUGAUGCAGAUGCAGAGCGUAAAAAACGAAUCGCAGACCUUCAUAGCAAAAGCGACAGAUUCCAGUGUCUCACAGAUGAAAUCAACGCCCUAUCGUGCGACUACUACACGCACUGGCGAGGUUGGGUCCAACAUGACCGUGAUUGCCGUCGGUGCAAGAAGCAAAGUGAGAGGGAUAGCCUUGCUGUUGAAGUCCAUGAAUGGCCGCUUCCUGAGUCUGUCUACGAUGCAGCGGUAGUGGUAUUCGAGCUUGCUUCCCCGGUCGCUUUCAAGAUGUGGCGAUCUUUCACCUUCCACUUUCUCUACCACAUAUGCACCCCAACUUCACAACAGACUGAAAGUGCGAUCCAACACGUCCUGCUUGCACAUUAUGCGCCGCUCUCGGGUUAUUACACAGAGCAUCCCGGUCAACGUAUUACACUGGCCUCCAUGAACGAGCCCCUCCAGACCUCUCGCAAAUCCCUUCCAUGUACUGAAAGCGACAUCUUCGUCAACAAUAUUAACCAGCUGCGUUUCAUUCUUUACGAUACGACUAGUGGUGUUUGGGCCUCCAAUGCUUUUCGACAGACUGACAUAUCCAACGUUUGCACCCACGUGCUGCCAAACGGUCCGUAUCAUGGACUGCAAUAUUACCUGUUGGGUACCCAGCACACCUCCAAUGAGGUCUUGGCCAACCAGGCUUCAUGUCAUGCUGAAUUGACGCUUCAUGAAUUCAUCGCUUUUGGGGGCCUUCGUAGUGGCAGCCUUUUGCAAUGGAUCAGCAUUCUUCGUGAAUUGCGAGCACGCACCCUCACAUUUCGCGAUCCUGCGGUCCAUUUGCUACUGCUCCAGGCUAGUUGGCAGAUAGGAAAGCUUUCAGCCGACGGGUCUAGGGCAUUGCACAACGAACUGAAAACCUCAGAAUUCGGACACGCCCUUAUUGAUGAGCUCCAAAGCUUGAAAGUAAGCGUGGAAGCGAAUUGGCUGGAGGGCACAACAAUGUCGACAAUCUCCGUGCUGGCAUCUCGCCUUCUUUCAUCAGCAGAGGAUUUCAGGGUCAUCGAUGAAUUACACAGGUUACUGCGAGCUGUCCGAAAUACAACUUUCAAAUGGGUGCAAGAGCUAUCCGAAUCUGAUGAUCAAGACAAAACGUCUACCCGCAAACAUCGAGCCCGUGUUUGUGACAUGGCAGCAAUUUGUCUCAGCACCUAUGAUGUUGGUCCGGACAACAUCGCAGCACUCCUCGAAUCACCACAGGACUUGGAGAUCCUGGUGUACUGCUCUGUUACAGUGAGGGAUAACGUGCCUUUGGAUCUUCACUCUCUCCCGAUAAUUUCGAGGUUACUUCUUGAACGCAACCGUCGGCUGUCACACUUCUUAGAGGCCCAUUUCCAACACUAUGUGGAAGACGAUCAAGAAGGUCUUGAUUGCGCAAUGGAGCGUAUUUGGCCUGCAUACCAGCGCCACACGCGCUGGGAAGUACUUGAAUCCCCAAACUCUCGGUGGCUUAGAUGUGAAACAGCGCCUCUUGACGAUCCAUCCCGCCAAAUCAUCCAUCUUGAUAUGUUGACAGCAAGCUUAUUGGUUGACGGCAAGCCAUUAGCCAGGCUACCAGAUUGCUUUUUGCGGCAUCCUAGCUACAUCGCCCUCUUCGGUCGUCAAGUGUUUGAUGUUUUCCCCACAAAGAUCCCUGGCGUGGAAUUUAUUGCUAAGGCCGUUGUGCAUCGCUUCAAAAUAUUUUUUGGGAUGCGCAACGGGGACAUUGUCAUUCAGUCGCAACGUGAGGAUGAAGACCUCCUUGAGCUGGUACCUCCGGGGAAUCUCAAGUUGGACAUUCCCAUGCUACUGGUCAAAGAUCACGUGCAUUGGCUCAACCUACGCACUCGCGCAAUCGAAUUUCGUCCAAUGGAGAGACUGUGGGAGCCUUCUGACGACAACUGGGUGUUGCAAUUCACAGAGGAUGAUGGGCAGUCAGUCGCUCGGCAGGGCCAAACAACUCUGUUUGACAUUCGGAGUCACACUUUCAGCAUGAUAGCAAACACGCUGAGCCCACUUGAAAACUCCCAAUACCUAAUCGUCACUUGCAGCAUGGAUGUAGUCAAGGUCGAUCUCCCUCGGUUUGGACUCUCUUUCUUUAUAGACAAAGACGGAGAAUUGCAUUCACGGAACCAGAGAGGCAUGGUUGUCGAUAAAAAUCAAUCCACUGGUACAAUGCUUGGACUCGUGAACCAGCUCGUUUUACGCCCAAAAGAUCGACAAACUUACAGCGAUCGCCGUGUCAUCAUUCCCCAAGGGGAUGUAGUAGUGGAGCCCAGCGGUCACCAUAUCCAGGUCACCAUCCAUAUUGAUCCUGAUCAUGCUCACCUUCCCUACCACUGUUACACCAUUGACACGGAACUCUGCCGCCUGACGGGAAAUGUUGGUCUCACGAAUAAACUUUACAAGGUGUACUUGCACGCCGUGUGCAGUGCCCAUGUUCCAGAUCCGUUGACUCGACGCACUGGUUUGGAGGAAGCCAUGUAUUUGCUGCAAUCUGCUGCAUGUUUUUCCUUCAUGAAGCUGGACCCAUUCGAAUGCAAGCUUCUAGCUUGGAUAGGUUCCUUGACCGUUGAUCGGACAUGGUCCAUUGUCGGCAGGAGGUCACAGGACGUCCACUGGCAAAGUGGCUUAUCAUCUUACGUCCAAAGUUGCGCAUUCUACCAUGCUGCCAGGAACAUAGUCCAAUAUGCACGGAAGCUGAAGGUGCUCAGCGAAACACCGGUUUCAGUUUGUCCAAAAUUUCCAGCACGCAAUGAAUUCCUCCUGGAACGCGCUUCUCAGCGGUCCACUUUCCUUUACUCCCAUGAUCCAGUCAGUUCUUUCUAUCCCAGAAAAUCGUCGAGCAGUGAAUAUACUUCCAGGGAUGUUUACCGGUGUUCAAUCAAUGAUCAAAAUGCGUUUGAUUGUGCACGCAUGGUGUGCAACUGGAGGAUCACGCUUGAGCCUUGCCAAGCGCUCUAUGACGUCUUCGUUCAAUGGAGAGAAAUUUCUGGGAGAACAGACAAUUUACUAUCCCUUCGAUACGACGGAGAGUGGUUGAAGCCUGACUUGGCUAAGAUAUGGAUGACCGUCUACCAACUUUGCUGUGUCGCAGACCGGGAGAAUCACACAUUCCAACUCGCUUUCACGUUACCAGCCAUGGCUUAUUCCUCUCCGGACAAUAUGAAAUUUGCCACAACCAUGCUCGCGUUUGCGGUUAUUCCUGAGUUCCGUGCAAUCGACUCCCCCAUAUAUAACAUAUACGACCUUUCUUUUGGGAUCAAACCCCUUGAACAGGAUCUCUGCUACCAUAUCUCUUCCCAUACCACCUUCACCAACAGUCCCGAGGCGUCGUGGUCUAGUUACAAUGGCGAGUCAUCCCACGACUUUAAUAUUCGGCAACAAAGACACUUCCAAUCUGAGUGUCUACGUGAACAGAAGGCGGCGGUCAGUAUCCUUCUUGAUCGUUGGCCUUGCGAUUCCGUUCCUGCAAAUGCUCUGCAGUGUCUAAGCCACUCCCGAUACAACAAGCCCGCCCUUAGCGCCGUCCUUGCAAAGGAAUACUCGAACUGCUAUCGCAACCGGUGUCUGAAGGUAUAUCUGGAUCGUGUGCAGACUGUGCUUGUUGAAGUAGGGCGGACUUCCAUGCCCUCCGUCAAGCAAUCGUACACAUUCACCCCGAGCAAUUCAGAUGUUAUAUCAGUCACCACCGCCAUUCUCACUGAAGACUUAUUCAGAAAACCUGCGCCAGUCAUCAAAUUACUACCUGACCCUCUCAAACAGAGUGACGCUUUACUAAGCAACAGAUCCUCUGGCAGUGGGCUCGAUUCAUCUCCAUUAGAGGAUGUCAUCUCCAGGUUUUCACGACGUCGAUUGGACCAGUUUGGUAUCCGCUAUGCCGAAGAUCUAGAAGACAGCAGAAUCGAUUUAGAGAACGAACAAUCACUCGUUGUACCGGACCAAACCCGCUGGACAGUCAACGUGUUGCAACAUCAUCAUGUGUGGUGCAAUAGGCUCUAUAAUAAUGCUUUUCGCAGAUUGGAAGAGCAUCUAGCUCCCGUGGGUUUGGCGGAGGAGAGUUUAUUCAACUCUGGGCAAUGGCCGCGCAUUACCAUCACAUUUCUUCUCGGUCUCCUCGCCUCUACGUCAAAAACACCUCUCUGUGACUCAUGGAAAGCCCCUUUGACCAGUUUCGUCCAUAUUCUUCUUCGACUACAAAGAUCACAACGACUUCUGAAAUUAAAGCUGGCAGCUGGUGGGGACAAUGGAGAAUUUCUGAAGGAGCUGAUGAACGACGGCCACCUAGGAGUGGAUGAUACACAGACAUAUCUGGACUGGCUUCUAAUUCAGGCAGAGAAUCGAUUUCUUAUCCGUCCCAUUCAAGCUAGCGUUGCGAUGGAGAUGAUUUCCCCAAGCUCAGGCAACAAUACCGCGCUGCAGCUUCAUAUGGGGGAAGGAAAAUCCUCCGUAAUCGUACCUAUUUGUUGUGCUGCACUGGCAGAUCGCAGCAAUCUGGUACGGGUCGUUGUGCUAAAGCCUUUGGUUGUUCAGAUGUUCCAGUUGCUCGUGGAACGGAUCGGCGGCCUUACCAACAGGCGAAUUUUCUACCUGCCAUUCUCGCGUUCGUUGCACAUUACUUCUAAUCAUGCAAGCACCAUCCAGUCACUAUUUGAAGAGUGCAAAGCCAUUGGCGGUAUCCUUGUCACCCAACCAGACCAUAUCCUCUCUUUCAAGUUGAUGACUGUGGAGCAACAGCUUCCGGCGCCCACAAAUGCGGUUGAGCAAUCCUCAGCAGAGCUGGCCGUGCCCCUGCUGAAUACUCAGCGGUGGCUUGAUAAGCACACUCGUGACAUACUGGACGAGAGUGAUGAACUGCUGCAUGUCCGCUUCCAACUCGUCUACACUAUGGGAGACCAACAACACCUGGAAGGUUAUCCUGAUCGAUGGACCACAACACAACAGGUGAUGACCCUUGUGGCAAAACAUGCUCGCCCCCUUCACCAAGAAUUUCCUCUUGGAGUAGAAUUCCAGCCAGGCGUUACUGGAACCUUCCCACUCAAAGUCCUGGACGCUCGCGCAGCCGAAAAAUUGAUCAUGCUGGUUUGUGACGACAUUCUUGACAGUAACCUUCCAAAUUUCGCAUUCGGACAUGUGCCACGUCAUAUGAAAGACUCCAUCCGUGAGUAUCUUACCCUCUCGACCAUUGGCCCACAGCUUCUUCACAAUGUCCGGAACUAUUGCGCUGGGUCCAGUCUGUGGAAUGGACUACUGCUCAUUCGAGGACUUCUCGCACACGGUAUACUGAUAUACACGCUGAAGGACCGGCGAUGGCGCGUAGAUUACGGCCUGGAUCCUCAACGCACAAUGCUUGCCGUGCCUUACCGUGCUAAGGAUGUUCCCUCAUCUCGGGCAGAAUUUGGACAUCCAGAUAUUGCAGUCGCACUCACAUGUCUUUCAUACUACUACGAAGGCCUCACUGAGAAACAGGUCGCCCUCUGCUUCCGCCAGCUACUCAAGCAAGACAAUCCCGCAUUGGAAUAUGAGACGUGGAUAAAGGGGUUGUCUUCAGAUUCGCUUCCAGACAACCUGAAAACCCUCAGUGGAAUCAAUGCGGAGUCUGCUGAACAGUUCACCAGUUGUUUGGUACCUCUCUUCGGGCGGAACAAGGCCGUCAUAGACUUCUUUUUGGCUCAGUUCGUCUUUUCAAAGGAAGCCAAGGAGUUUCCACACAAGUUAUCUUGCUCUGCCUGGGAUCUCGCAGAGCGAAAGUUCUACGGGUUGCCUACCACAGGCUUCAGUGGAACAAACGACUUUCGCUACUUGCUACCCACCACCAUAGCGCAGCAUUCACUAGACCACCAGCGCGGUACGAACGCCAGAGUCCUGAGUCACCUUUUGCAGCAAGAGAAUGAUCAUUAUGAUCCGCUUGCUUCUGGUGGAAGCGCUAGAGAGCUUCUUAAUGUCAUCACGAAUAAGUCGCCUGAAAUACGUGUCUUGCUCGACGUGGGUGCGCAAGUACUUGACCUGCAGAAUGACGAAGUGGCGAAGAUGUGGCUGGAGAUCAAUCAAGAUGCCCAAGCGGCAAUCUAUUUCAACAGGCACGAUGAGCUUGUGGUGCGCACUCGAGAUCAUGUUGUAGAACCAUUCUCCGCAUCUUCCUUUGCUCAGCAAGUGGAUCAGUGUGUAUUGUAUCUGGACGAUGAACACACCAGAGGAACAGACGUGAAGUUGCCUAGGGGAUUUCGCGCAGCUGUUACAUUAGGGCCAAAGGUCACCAAGGAUCGCCUUGUCCAAGGUUGCAUGCGUAUGAGAAAGCUUGGCCACGGUCACUCAGUCAUGUUCUUCGCACCUCCAGACAUAGAUCGCAGCAUACGAGCCGUGAAUAACAAGAGCAAUGGAGAUAUUCAUGUGUCGGAUAUCCUCGUGUGGGCGAUGACUGAAACGUGCUCAGACAUCGAACAUCGCGCUUCACAAUGGCUUCAGCAUGGAGUAGAUUUCCAAUCUCGCCACAGUGCAUGGUCAUCGUUCUUAUCCGGCGAUAUUGAACCCGCCGAACUCACCCGUUCGUGGCUACAGCCAGAGGCCAAGCAAUUGGAAGAGCUAUACGCUCCAGCUCUUACGGACGCAUCUACUUCACAGGCGUCGCUAGACGAAGAUCUUCUGGAGAGAUGCAGGAUCCUCGGGUUGCUAGGCAUUUCGCCUGACAACCGCCUAGACGAAGAGCAAGAGAGAGAAGUGCUACAUGAGGUUGAGCGCGAGAGCGAGGUGGAGAGACCACCACCAGUGUCGGCUGCUACCCAUAGCAUUGACGAGGACGUCAGGUCCUUCAUCCGAACAGGCACCAUUCCGGAUGGAUCUCAUGUGUUCACUGCUGUUUUCGACACCCUCGCUACAACUUCUGCUGCUUCCUCAGGGCGCCAGCCGUGGUCACGGGACGUGUUUGCCUCGAGGGAUUUUACCACAACCGUUCUGACGGAAGAAAAAACGGACAACUACACACGCUCAGUCAACUGGAUUCUUUCAAGUACAGCAUCCCGCGGGCAGGUGCUAGUCAUUGUCAGCCCCUUCGAGGCUAACGUUCUAUUACCUGACAUUCGAGCAAGUAAGCGAGUUCAUUUGCACAUCUAUACACCUCGCGUCACCAAGAUGAUGAAAUCAUGCGACGACUUGCGUCUUUACAUCAUCCCAUCAAUUUCUGCGCGAUGGAUUCCAGACGACACCCUCAUCCGUCAGCUCAACGUCUUUGCUGGACAACUGUACUUUCCUCAACAGCGCGCGUACCUGAAAUUGUGUCGCCUCUUGGGGCUUUACACUGCAGAUCUCAAAUAUCAGGGUGUCACUGAGAUUCAAAGUGAUGGAUUUAUCAAACCGGAGCAUCGGCCUCGUGCUGAGGAUUCCCUCAGCACCUUCCAACAAUCGCCUGUCCCCAUGUUGAAAGCACUUUUUGGUAUCCGCCGCAAGGGAAUGGGGUAUUUGCCUACGCACAUCGGGAAGCUAUUGAAUGCUCGAUAUUUGACGAGCGAGGACUUC